CCACCCUCUCUAAGACCCGCCUCUUCCGCUCCCACAGACGGGGACCAAUCAGCGGCUCCGGUGGGCAUCGCUGGGACGUCACGUCAGCCUGCCGUCGUGUCGGGAUUGGAAUGUUACCGACUAACAAUCGGGACGGCUGAGCACUCGGUAAUUGGACACUAAGAUCAAGGAAUCCCGUCUUUUUUGGGAACAUUUUUUCUCACAGCCAUCUACCCGGUUUGUGAGCUUAAAGCAGCGGCUGUGCAACCUCGUGUCGACCGGAGAACUUCGCCUCUAGCUGCGUGUCUCCUCCUCCUCCACCUCCUCCUCCACCACCGAUGAAGAGGAGGUGUUGUGUUUUAUAUGAGGGUAGUAUGUUGGUGUUGGGAUAAUAACUGAGAAAUGCAGGGCUUCGUCAGGUUACAGUUGAGCUGAGCUACCGCUGCGACGCUUCUUCUCUCCUCCACCUCCUCCUCCUCCUCACCGGUCAUUCGCUUCUCUUCACGCGGGACUAUGGAGUGAGACAAGCGGGGGGGAAUAAGAACGCGCUCACCCGCCGGAGGAGGAGGCUUCUUGGAUUUGGAGCUACACCGAGUUUAAACAUCCAUAUCGGGGUAUACCUUUCCGUGUGGGAGAGCCUCGGGGACCCGUUGUUCACCCCCCGGAGGAGAGAGCGUUUCCUAGGACAGUUUUCCAUCAGAAUAAGCCUCCUCACAGCGCGGCUGAAUGAGGGCGCGGAGCACCACCGCCGGGUGAAGAGAGAGAACCGCCGCCGCUGCAUGUGAUUGUUUGUCCGGGGCUUUUUUUUCUUCCAGCCUCCCGCUGCUGCUGCUGGUGCUGCUGCUGCUGUGUGAGAUUAUGGUGAAACUCUACCGAAGAACAGGACAACACUUUUAAAACAAAAUCGCCCACAUGCACUGGAUCAAUCGCUGCUGGAUUUGGGAACCGAUUACGCAGAAGAAGAGGCUUGGCUGCCGGGGAUCCGUGGAGGCUGCAGCCGGAGGAUGGAGCGGUGCAGCCGGGGUUGGUGAGAGCCUAACUUCGGGCCACUUUACAUUUCUUAUUCCUAAUAAUAAAGCAGCAGUUCCCAGCAGCAGGACACAUGCAGGCCAAAAAACGCUACCUGAUCCUGCUCUCCGCCGGUGCGUGUCUGGUGCUUCUCUUCUACCUCGGAGGGGUUGAACUUCCAGCGGUGAGCCGGAGGAGGAGCAGCCGGAGCCGGCAUGACCGCAGCAGGAACAACGGGUACCGGCCGGACCAGCCGUGGCCUCACUUCUCGGACCCGUUACACCUCUUCCUGCCGUGGGAUCAGCCGGACACGGAGGAGUACAACGUGCACAUCUCUCCGCGGCAGAAGAGGGACGUGAACACGAGCGUUUACCGAGGAAAGAGGUGCCGCAUGGACUCCUGCUUCGACUUCUCCCGGUGUCUGAAGGAGAAGAAGAACGGAUUCAAAGUUUACGUCUACCCGCAGCAGAAAGGAGAGAAGAUCUCAGAGAGCUAUCAGAAUAUUAUAGCCACCAUCGAGGCGUCCAGGUUUUACGCACAGGACCCAGGACAAGCGUGCCUCUUCAUCCUGAGUUUGGACACCUUGGAUCGAGACCAGCUGUCCCCGCAGUACGUCCACAACCUGAAGACCAAGGUGCAGAACUUGCCCCUGUGGAAUGAUGGUAGGAACCACCUCAUAUUUAACUUGUACUCGGGGACUUGGCCGGACUACACGGAAGAUUUGGGUUUCGACAUCGGACAAGCCAUGUUGGCUAAGGCCAGCAUCAGCACCGAGAACUUCAGGCCCAGCUUCGACGUGUCCAUCCCGCUGUUCUCCAAGGAGCACCCGAGGACCGGAGGAGAGAGGGGCUUCCUCAAGUACAACUCCAUCCCGCCCUUUCGAAAGUACAUGCUGGUGUUCAAGGGCAAGCGGUACCUGACUGGGAUCGGAUCGGACACCAGGAAUGCCUUACACCACGUGCACAACGCGGAGGACGUGGUGCUGCUCACCACCUGCAAGCACGGAAAGGACUGGCAGAAGCACAAGGACGCACGAUGUGACAAGGACAACGCGGAGUAUGACAAGUACGACUACAAGGAGAUGCUCCACAACUCCACCUUCUGCUUGGUGCCCCGCGGCAGACGCCUGGGCUCCUUUCGCUUCCUCGAGGCGCUGCAGGCUGCAUGUGUGCCGGUGAUGCUGAGUAACGGUUGGGAGCUGCCUUUCUCCGAAAUCAUCGACUGGAACACAGCCGCGGUGAUCGGCGACGAGAGGCUCCUGCUGCAGAUCCCGACCACGGUGCGCUCCAUCCACCAGGAUAAGAUCCUGUCCCUCAGACAGCAGACUCAGUUCCUCUGGGAGGCCUACUUCUCCUCGGUGGAAAAGAUAGUGCUGACCACGCUGGAGAUCAUCCAGGACCGCGUGUUGGAGCACGGCUCCAGGAGCAGCCUGAUGUGGAACAGCCACCCUGGGGGACUCUUCGCCCUGCCGCAGUACUCUGGAUACCUGGGAGACUUCCCCUUCUACUACGCCACACUGGGUAUUAAACCGUACCCCAAGUUCACAGCGGUCAUCCACGCCGUCUCUCCUCUGGUGUCCCAGUCCCAGCCCAUACUCAAGCUCCUGGUAGCUGUUGCCAAGUCCCAGUACUGUUCACAGAUCAUUGUCCUGUGGAACUGUGACAAGCCUCUCCCGGCCAAACACCGCUGGCCCGCCACCUCAGUGCCCGUCAUCGUCAUCGAGGGAGAGAACAAGGUGAUGAGCAGUCGUUUCUUGCCCUACGAGACCAUAGUGACCGAUGCUGUCCUCAGCCUGGAUGAAGACACAGUGUUGUCCACCACAGAGGUGGACUUUGCCUUCACGGUCUGGCAGAGUUUUCCAGAGCGAAUCGUAGGUUACCCCGCUCGCAGCCACUUCUGGGACAGCAACAAGGAGCGUUGGGGCUACACGUCCAAAUGGACCAACGAUUACUCAAUGGUGCUGACCGGGGCUGCCAUCUACCACAGGUACUACCAUUACCUGUACACCAACUACUUACCCACAAGUCUGAAGGGCAUGGUGGACCAGCUGGCCAACUGUGAGGACAUCCUGAUGAACUUCCUGGUCUCUGCUGUCACCAAGCUGCCGCCCAUCAAGGUCACACAGAAGAAACAGUACAAGGAGACAAUGAUGGGACAGUCUUCGAGGGCUUCUCGCUGGGCCGAUCCGGACCACUUUGCCCAGCGGCAAACCUGCAUGAACAAGUUCGCCAGCUGGUUUGGCGCCAUGCCGCUGGUCCACUCCCAGAUGAGACUGGACCCCGUCCUGUUCAAGGACCAGGUCUCCAUCCUCCGCAAGAAAUACAGGGACAUCGAGCGGCUCUGACAGGACCGGCGCCCCCUCGGGGGAGACCCCACCCAGGGGGAGGCGCGCGAGAGAGACUCUGUGGAGAGUAGAAGGAGCAGUAAGACUACAGCAGCAUGGACAGCGAGCGACACAGCUCUGUCUUCCACUCAGCACAUUGCCAAUGACCACAGCGCCGCUGCUGCUGCCAGGACUUGACGCGGUAAGGGAUGAAUUGGAAACAAGCAGAUGGCGUUUGGAUGUGAAAAACGCAAACAAAAACCGCAAACACAGACAGACAAAGAGGAGUACACAAACUGAUGGACAUGCCAAACAGUACUGUAUGUUUUGCAUAUGUGCAAACACGCAGCGCACACUACUGACGACGAGAACUCUUGGAUAGAAUAUUUUUUUGUACAACACGAACAAGGACGACAUUGACUUUUCCUGCUCUCUCGACACAUGUGCAGGACGGUAGAAGAGGGAAGGUGUCCACGAUCGCAACCCCGCCCACCGUAAAUCCUACUGGUCGCCCCUAGCAACCCUCCCCGGUCUGCAUCAGGACGUAAUACUGGACUACCAAAACCCCUGCUCUAUAGCCUGGGAAACCCUGUUCUUUAGUUGAUUUGAUUUCUGUACAAAUCAGCUCUCUGUUGACCCCGUUCUCCUCUCUGAGAGGUUUGAAAUCAGAGCGUCAUCAGUUUAAUAUUUCCGUUCGCGAGGCAGAAAAGGUAAACAGCAGUGUCCAACCUGUUAUUACAGAGGCCUGACCAUGUUUUUAUAGCAAAGCAGCCAUUAUUUCUCGAAAUUCUCGGCUAUUGACGCACAUCCUUGAGCCCGAAAACAUCCCGUCUGUCUUAUCCUUGGCUCAUUCCUUGACGUGCUGAUAUGCUUUUAUAAUGGUCUAUCUGCGUCCCUGUCAUCACUAAGAUAAGUUAGAAAAACAUCUCGUCUCAUAUCCCAUUUUCCUUUCAUACUCGCCACGGCAUCUUUUUUUUUUUUUUUUUUCACUUCCUUUCAUCAUCAUUUAUUUCUCCCUUCAAACUCUCUGCACUUUCACUCUUCUCUCUGUGUGUUUAUGUGUGCAUGUGUGCGUACAGAGCCUUGAAAAGUUGGCUCAUCCAACCAUAAGCUCAAGCGGAGUACAUUUUCCCCCCGUUGGAAUGAGCGAAAUGAACAUUUCUGGAUGAAAUGGAGCAGAACGUUGCAUUCUAACCCAAACUCGCUUCGCCCAUUUAUUUCUUCCUGCACAGCCUCGGAGCUCUAUCCUAACAGGGAGGAGCGGAAUAAAAUUUAAAGACCAUAGCAGGUCUUUAGCGACCAGCGUCCGGCGUCAUUUCACAGGAGUGCUUGUAGAGAGAUUUUUAACGCUGAGCGCAUCAGUGCCAUUCUGACAUCAGGGUCUGCCUUUAGAGUUGUUUAUUGCACAUCACGUUGCCUACAUGUUUGAGAUGCCUAGAUGCUCUCAGGUUGAAAUAUUCUAUCAGUCUAACGCGGCUCUCCUGCCACCAUCCCCCCCCCGUGACAUAUUGGAGCCAUUAAAUUGACAAAAGGUUUUCUCCUCCAUUUGUCAGGCAGAGAUAUGUUUGGGCUUCAAUUAGGUAAACCUAUUUCAUUUGGAGUGCUGUUUUAUUCCCAGGGGACAAGCUGUUGAUGAAACACUUGAACAUUAUGGGCCAUUAUGUUGCGGAAGCAACGACCCACAAACAUGACCUUCUGGCUUAUGCUAGCCCUGGGAGGACAGCUUUUUUUUUUUUCCCUCCCUCGCGCACACCCUCCCCUGAGUUUCCAUUACUUAAAACAGCUGCUCGCAUCGCCAUCGUAUCAACAUUAAACCGCCUGACACUUUGCACCUUAAAUUACCUUAUUGGUAGGGAUGUUAAUAAUUAACCGUUAACCGGCAUUAAGAAUUUUGACUGAUUAAUGCAGUCGAACGGUUAAGAGAAAUAUU
This is a messenger RNA of Sebastes umbrosus (honeycomb rockfish), 5240 nucleotides long. It is a transcript of the gene ext1b, whose product is annotated as exostosin glycosyltransferase 1b. The transcript is spliced from 11 exons. The record is from RefSeq and is a predicted model, not a curated record. Gene Ontology annotation, molecular function: glycosyltransferase activity. Gene Ontology annotation, cellular component: membrane. Bases 1082 to 3331 code for a protein of 749 amino acids. Lineage: Eukaryota; Metazoa; Chordata; Actinopteri; Perciformes; Sebastidae.